Molecule: messenger RNA, 1362 nt
Organism: Amoebophrya sp. A25
Lineage: Eukaryota; Dinophyceae; Syndiniales; Amoebophryaceae
Source: the annotation of a GenBank genome assembly
GGUCAACCUAUGAUCGUACUUCAAAAGUAGAAGUUUCUCGUUCCGAGGUGAGUGAGAUCCUUACUGUGGCAAGGGACACUGCCAUAUUAGGGAAGUUUGUGACUGAGUUUCAGCGUGGAGGUGCCCAAACGGCAUCACGACAUAUGCAUGCGCGGUUGGCAAAAUUUUCAAAGGAACAAUUGGAGCUGUUGAUUGUCGAGAUGUGCUUACAAAUGGCAGAACAAGCUGAAGCGGGACAAGCUGAAGAGGUUUUCAAACGUUUGCCUAUGUGGAGUGGGGAUGGAGCUAUGGUAGAGGGGGAAAGUCGUGGACAAAUAAGUGGACAAGUGAGGCCUUCGAGUUCCGAACGAAGACGUUCUUCUAAGAGCAAGAAUGAACUACGACAGAGACGCUUAUCGCAGUUGGGGCAAUUUGAUGCUCCUGGAGGAGGGGGUGCACCGGAUCUGCAAAACAAGAUGAAGAGCAAUGCAGUUGAUGCAGGUGUUGUGGCAGGACGCAAUAGAAGGACGAUGUCGGACGAAGCACUCUCAGAACAAGUCCCAGAUCAAGGUAAGAACCCCUAUAAAGUUGCUAGCAGUUUCCAAGUACAAGAACUGGGUUCUCCACCUCCACGACCCCCAAGUAGGUCGAACAACUCUUCUAUCAAUGGAGGUAAUAGACGAGCUCCAGAAGGUGAGAGACCUUUUGCUGACGAGGAGACGUACGAGAAUGCUAUUGAAUUUAAUGAAUUUCUAGAAGACAUUGGAGACGAACGAGGAGCUGUCGACUUGCUACAGGAAAAGCUGGAAAUGCAAGCGGUUCAAGUGAAGCAGCUCUUUCGUCACAUACAACGACUCCAAACCCAGAUUGAAGACGUUGAAAGAGAAAACGAAGCCCUAAGAGAAGAGCGGGCACAACUAUUGGAACGUACUAUUUGGUUUAUUUCUUUUUGAAUGACUACACGGAAAGAACGUCGUGUACAGCUGUUACCACGCACUCCUUCCCAGUAGCUCUAGCAUCCAUCUUCUUGAUAGAUUUCCAUCGGAGUAAUUUCCAUCUCACAACUUAUUCAGUGGCGCAUCCUCUACAACGCCUCUUCAACAACCUUACAAACAUCUCAAUCGAUCUACUAUUUCAAAACCCAAUAUCCUCCAGUUGUCUCUUCGUUGCGCCUAGAGGAGGAUGCAGAGGUUAGCGUAGCGCGAGACGAACUGGAAACAUUUGCUGAGGAUAUGCGCAAGCUCCGAAGAUCUCUUUCUCAAGCGCUGAGCCAUCCUCAGGAGUGAAGAUUCCAGGGAAUUUCUUGGGUGGAAUUGCAAGGAAUUUCUUAGGUGGAAUUCUAAGCAUUUUCUUUGGUAUUAAUUUCAUCAAAGAAACUGUAUA